This is a messenger RNA of Linepithema humile (Argentine ant), 2313 nucleotides long. RefSeq lists its product as uncharacterized. Lineage: Eukaryota; Metazoa; Arthropoda; Insecta; Hymenoptera; Formicidae. The record is from RefSeq and is a predicted model, not a curated record.
UUUCUCACGUCCAAUUAUCUCCUCAAGUAGAUCGUCCAGAGUUUGUUUCGAACUGUUCUCAAAAUUCUUCCGUUAUUCCUCGCCCUCUAAAAUUCCUUUUUUUGAAGGCAGAUAAAAAUUCCAAACCACAAGUAUGUUUUCCACUAUUGAUUCCUCGAACAUUUGCAGCCAUUGAAUUGCAUUUCCAAUGUCACGAUCAUUCGAAGGCAGCAUCGUCGUCACUCGCAAAGCAAUUAUGAGCCAGGCAAUAAAAUAAUUAUCGCCAGCUAAUGAAAUUGUUACCUUCGCUCUUCUGGAGGAUCGCUCGAAUAAAACGACACAGAUCAGCCUUGGCGAUCACACGAUACACCGAUCGUAAAUGAUCCUCGCGCAACGCGCUUAUCGAUUACGGAACAAACAUGCCCGGGGGUGUUGUAUUCCUGGUUUGCAUUCCCACCCUCAGCUAUGAGCACGAGCUUGUGUUUGGGAUGCCGCUCAAGCGCCCCAAGAAGAUUGAGAAGAGCAAAAAUAAGACAGCGAUGGCGCCGAAAGUGGAUCUGCGGCUGAAGGAAGCGAAAACGCGCACGCAAUUGCUCAUGAUCGACGACGAUCACGAGGACGCGGACGACGAUGAGGUGGGCGUCGAUAUCGGCAUCGACAGGAAGCAUUCUCGCGGAUAUCCCGCGCGAUCGAAGACGCCGGUCUUCAUAUCAAUGGAAACGGUGCUCGAAGAACUUCUCAAAAAGCUGAAAGUAGAGCACGUCGUAUGGUGCAAGGAUAAAGAGGACAUGUAUUACGAGGUGAUAUUUCCGGUGCCCGCCGGCGAGCCCUGCGAAAAUUGCAUACACUGCCUCACCGAAAUGGGUAUCGGCGUUAAAAUGAACUCGAUAGUAAGCGUAAUCCCGACGCAAUGUACGUACAGCGGUGUGAGCGCUGCAGGAUUGUCGGCUAUCAAAAAUGACGCUGCUCGCAGACGGAAGGAGUCGGAAGAUCGUAAAAAUGCCUGGAACGGUUUCGUAGAAUCCAUCCGAUCGAAAUUGACGGUGAAACAGGUGGUCGAUGGUGUUCGCGGCGGCGGCGAUCUUACGUUCGAUUAUGUGCUACUCGUACUGACCGCAGACUGCCUCGCUGCGCUCGGUCUCGUCGAGAACAGUGCAACGAACGUAGUCGCGGCUAUGCUAGUAUCUCCUCUCAUGGGACCGGUGAUGUCUCUGACCUUCGGAACGAUCAUAGCCGAUAGAGAUCUGCAGCUGGUCGGCCUGAAGAGUUUGAUGCUCGGUAUUUUCCUGUCGAUACUUUUCGGCUUCAUAUUCGGCCUCAUCCUCGGCACGACCGCGAUGCCUUGGGGCUACAACGACUGGCCGACCGACGAGAUGAAGGGCAGAGGCAAUUACAGAUCGCUCUGGAUGGGCGUUCUUUGGGCCCUUCCGUCUGGCACAGGAGUCGCGGUCGCCUUGCUGCAAGGCAGCAAUGGACCGCUAAUUGGCGUCGCUAUAUCUGCCUCAUUAUUGCCGCCGGUUGUUAAUUGCGGUUUAUUCUGGGCUCUGGGAUGCAUAUGGCUUAUAUACCGGCCUAUAAAAAUGCCCCACAUCAAGGGCGAGUCUUACACGGAUUUCAACAGCUCGUACACGUACAUCUACAGCGAUUACUUGCCCGUGGAAUUCUUCUGCAACGGCAUCAUCAGCGCAUGCCUGACGUUCAUCAACGUAAUGUGCAUCUUUAUUACGGCGAUAAUAGUUCUGAAGAUUAAAGAAGUGGCCGCGCCGUACACGUCCACGCCGGAACUGCGCCGCUUCUGGGAGCACGACAUCCGUCUGGUUCGCGAUAGGAAUAUCUCCAGAGACAACAGCUCCCUCGAUUCAAGUUAUUACGAAGGACUGAGUAAGAUCAAGCAACGGGCGCUGGAGCGCACGCUGAACGAGGCGGUCAGAGAAGCGAUAAACGACGAGACUUUCCGAAAGGUGCAGAGACUCAGCUACGGACAGCAUGGAUCGGAAGAGAUUGAAUCUCGGUUUGGUCUCCAUGGCCGCGGAACCGCAAGUAGAAGCAACGCAAAGGAAAACGCCGAGGAAAGCGUAGAUCUACGAUCGCACAACGGCUUGAAUCUUGGCAAUACGAGCGAGGACUUGGCCGCGCUGGACCGAUUAAUAACGUACCUCCUGAGCCAGCCGAACAAUCCCGGUGGCAAUUUGGAUUCAUGGAGACGCUCGCGUCGAGCUAGCUCCCGCGGAUACAGGCAGCUACGUGGCACCGCCGCUGAUGUCGCGGAAACCGGCGGCGUUGGCACAACGCCUCUUUAAGUAAAUUGACACUUACGGAAAAAAAAAAAAAAAA